GAGAAUUAACAUGGCAGCGAACUACUCUAUGGUACAAUGUUUAUGUUGGCUAUUGUGUAUAAUGGCAGAUUUGGUUACCAUCAGGUUUACGAAUAGUAUCGGUAUAAUGUUAGUAAAGUAAAUUAGGAAUAAAUCAUGGGUUACCAGACAUUGGAGAUUUUGCGCCAAGGUGUUUGGGCAUCAUUCACAGGGGGCUGGUUUUAUGAUCCCCGACAGGACCACUUUUGUAACAUAGCUCAUCUAUAUAUUUGGUUGCUUUUAUUAUGUCUCCCUUUUGGAUUGUAUAUGUGUUGUGCACCAAAUUUAAUCAUAUGGACUGUCUAUUGCAUCAUUGUUGGUGUGGUUUUUACUGCCUUGAAAAUUGUAAAUGUUCAGUUACAUAAAAUGUUUGAUAUUGGAGAUUACUGCGAGGAAUCUAGUGAUGAAUCUGGAAAAUCAGAUGAUAUUGAAGGAGAUACCAUUAUCCUUCCAGAUAAAGUGCAGAAAAAGGAAGCAGAACGGAUUGAGAUGAGUGUUCUGAAUCCUCGUAGACAUGAAGAAACACCCCCAGUUCAAUGCAGCUCUCGCAACUCGUAUGCCGAAGGUCCAAAUAAAAGUAAUAUAUCUUCAUCUCAUGUAGAUUCCAUGGAACUACUUAAUAGACUUAUGAUGUCUCAGUUUGAUCCCAAACCCUGUGGUAGUACUAUUGAUCUAGAAGUUGAUGUUCACCACCGUGAAAGUUCUGGUAGUUCAGGUGCUGCCUCUGUGAAACAAGCUAUGGCAGAACCUUCUCAACAAGACAAAGAUGCUAAAGAUGGUCUAGCAUCAAGUCUUGUUGCUGAAGUAAUGCAGCAAGUUGCUGCAUCCGAAGGAAGAUCUUGGAAUGCUGAUGUAGCAAAAAAUAACAUCCAAGACCUAUCUGAUAUGACCUCCCUAAUGUCUGCUCUUUCCAGUAGUAAUGCUUGCCAAGAUCAAAUCGGUCACUCCCAAGAUACAGCUGUAUCUUCUAGCUCUGUCUACAUUCUCUCUGAUUCCCACCAUCAUAACAGUUACCUUCCUAGUGCUUUGAGCCUAUCUUCUAGUUCCAGCUCUGAAGCCCUUCUUAAAGGUACAGGUUCAGUUGAACUUGGUUUCAUGUCUCAAGAUCCUAGUAUACGUGCAGCUGAAAUUGCUCGAAGCAGAAAUCGCAGUCAAGCCCGGGCGGAACGGGAUAAACGAGUUGUCAGGCGAGCCCAUAGUGAACUGGAAACAUGUCCAGAAAAGCCAUCACCAAGUGUCCCUCCGUCCCAUCCGGUCAGCCUGGAAAUGAUUGGCCGGAGCAGUAGUAGUGGCAGUGGAAUUGGUGCCAGGCCAGCUGUCCCAUUGAGAAGCACUGAAUUUCUGCGUCCAAGUUUCAGUGAAGCCAUCAAACCUAUUGUUGAACUGAGUGAUGAAGUUUGUUGUAAUGAGAACAUGCGAUCAGGUAGUUUUGCAUCACCAAGUUUUGAACAAUCUUCUUCACAAGAAGAAGAAAACACAUCAUCCUCAAACUGCUCGCUAGUUCGACAUCGUUCUUUGGAAACAGAUUCAAAGCACAUGCGGACAUUUUCAGCAAGGAGUAGUCGCUCAUUGGGAAUAUCAGAAGAACUCUAUAUGGAAAGACCGGGAAAUGACCAAAAAUCAGGUGAUACUGGGAAUAUUUUCCAAUCAAAGACAGGAGACUCAGACAAAACAGCAGAUGCUGCAUCAAAACAUAAUAAAGAAAAGUCCGGUGUUAAUUUUUUAAUUCAUCCUGUUCAUGAAGAUAAACCAAUGAAUAAAGCAGACAGUUCUAUUGUAAAAUGUGGGAGUGAAGCUUCUUCAGUGUCUAGUGAAACUCUCUCUAUAUCAUUACCAGAUAGUAAUGAUAGUCAUUAUACUCUUGUGUACAAACCAUCCUAUCAACGAGAGAAUUGCUAUGAUAGGACUCAACUGCCUUUUUUACCAUGGGGUGAUGCAAAAAACUGCCCAUCACCUUCACCAUCUGAUGGAAGUAGCAUUUCAGGAUUUGAUUGGCUUUUCAAUUCUGCCAAUGCGCGAUCUUCCUUCUGUAAUAAAGAUGAUGAUGAUGGUGCUAUGGCUUUAAGCCCUGAUAGUCAGCUCUCUACUAGAAACAAUUUUGAUGGUAAUUCUGACAGCACUGUUUCUUCCCCAGACGAGACAACACCCUUAGAGUCUACUUCUUCCCGCAGAUCACAAGGAGCAAUACCCAAAUAUAGAAGAAGCGAUAGCUCAGGAAAGGAAAGAAAUUCAAAGCAGGCUUUGCAAGGCCCCAUGUCUCCUACAGAAAAGAUGCUAUUAAGUCAGCGUUUGAUAGAAAUUUUAAGCAGGACAGACCCUGCUGAAUGUGAGCAAGAACUUCGUAAAUUGAAACGAGAACUUGAUAUGAAAAGGAAAAAUCCAUCCAAUGGAGCAACUCAAGCCAGUGAAAAUAGCCCCACCAAAGAAAUUCCUGUUCCCAAAAGACCUAAAUUGCUUGCUAGACGACGGCGAACACCUGAUGGUGUUCCUGAAACUUCAUCACUUCUUCCUGGUGCAACUGAUGAUGGUGAGGACAGCAGUAGUACAAGUUGGAUGUCACCGAAGAAGCAGUCUACACAAGGACCUCCUGCGUACCUUCUUGCUAAUUUGCUUUCCACCCCUGGUACCCACCUAGCCAGUUCUCAUAAUGACACAUCACCUGGAGCCAUACACUGCUUCCAGGAUGAACAUGGAAACUGGCUCACAUAUACUUUUGAUGAAAAUAGCACAGGUAUAGCAAAAGGUCUGAGUACAGCUGCUGAUGUGAAACUUCUUGAAUUUAUGAUGGAUAAUAAAUGGGAGACAGUUUCACAUUCUUCUUCUAGUUCACGUUCAACUGUCAUUUUGGACAGUCCUGCUGCAGUUCUUCAUGCGAAUAAAUCAGGUUCCAUGUUUUCCAGUUCUAUUGAUGCAGCCCAAGCACCUCCACUGGUGCAUGCUAUUAGAGGAAGCAACUUGAGAAUGGAUAGCAGCGGAACUCGAUAUAAUCGCAACAGGCGUAACACAAUGCUUACAUCUACUAUAACCACAUCAGCCACCCAAGCUUCAACCACAGGUAUUCCUGCCACAUUGUCUAAUCUAUCUCAGACAGCAAGUUCCCAGGCUGGGACAGAUACAGAUGUUGGAUGUGGAAGAAUACGGUUUUCAGACCUAUCCCGAAUGCGUCCUCCUAAACCUAAACACUAUUAUCGUUACUGGGUGCUUCCUUGCAAAUUCGUAAAAAUACGAUUUGAUCGUCUUGCUCUGUUAGCCCUGCUGGACAGGAAUCUUACAGUGCUUGAAAAUGCGAUAUCUGUUAUUUUGGCAGUGCUGGUAGCUGUUCUUGGUGCUCUAAGUCUCUCCAGAAAUCUAUUUGAAGAUAUGUGGAGUUUUAUAUUUUGCUUUAUUAUUGCAAGUUGCCAGUAUACACUAUUAAAGAGUGUUCAGCCUGAUGCAGCUUCUCCAACACAUGGCUAUAAUCGAGUCAUUUUGUACAGUCGACCUGUAUAUUUUUGUCUGUGUUGCUUGAUAUUAAAUGUGUUACAGACUAGUAUAGAUUACAAUGUGACAUUACCUCCAGUGACACUAUAUGGAAUAGCUCUGCUUUCCACUGAUCUCAUUAUCAAAGCCAAAGAUAUUGUUGUUAUUUUUGUAUUGUUCUUUCCUGUGAUCUUCAGUUUGGGUUUGUUACCUCAAGUUAACACAUUCCUAAUGUACCUGAUCGAACAAAUAGAUAUUCAUUUGUUUGGUGGGACAGCAACCACAAGUUUGACAUCAGCAUUUUAUUGUUUGAUAAGAAGUAUUGCAACAAUAGCUCUAUUGUAUGGGUUUGCUUAUUUUGCAUUGAAGGAGCCAAAUAAUCCAUCUCAAAACAUUAUGUUUUCCAUUUAUUGUGGACUGUUAGUAUCAUUGAGUUAUCAUUUAAGUCGGAAUGCAAGUGAUCCCACAGUAUUAUGGUCUCUUAUCAAAUGCCAUUUAUGGUCUGAAGAUGCACCUAAAAAGGGUAAAGAAGAUGAUGGUACUGAACUUGUAGAUCCUUUACCUUUGAAACUGCAAAAUACUGUGUUAACUCGGUUGCGAUCUGAUGCCAUUGUAUGUGUAUUCAUUGCUGUGUUAGUAUUUGCAAUCCAUGUCAGCACAGUAUUUACUGUUUUCCAGCCCUAUCUUCAGACAGUAAUUCAAAUUGCUGUUACUAUAUGGGGUUUCUUAUUACAUUACAUCAUACCUCAAAUGAAAAAGCAACUGCCAUGGCUGUGUUGUUCUCAUCCUAUUCUCAAGGCUCAUGAAUAUGGUCAAUUUGAAGCUUUAGAAGCUGCUAAAGUCAUGUGGUUUGAAAAAGUCCAAGUAUGGUUAUGGUUUAUCGAGAAAAAUGCUCUCUAUCCCUUGCUUUUUCUCAGUGCCUUGACAACUGACUCGUCAUACAUAAUAAAGAACUUUGGCAUUCUUGGAGGCUCUUUAAUUGUGGUAGUGUGCAGUUUCAAGUGCCUGCGCAGUGCCUUUUGUGAUUCUUCCCACCAUUAUUUGGUUCUUGUUUUCAUGACACUUUUCUUCAAUUUUGACUUCCAUGGUUACAAGGAACCUUUUUUAAUAAACUUUUUUGUUUUUUCUAUUGUAUUUAGUAAGUGUUAUGAGUUUCUAUUGAAAGUGAGAUUCAUCAUAAUUUAUAUUGCACCAUGGCAGAUAACUUGGGGAUCUGCAUUUCAUGCAUUUGCUCAGCCAUUCAGUGUGCCUCAUUCGGCAAUGUUAUUUGUACAAGCUGCUAUAUCAUCAGUGUUAUCAACUCCUCUUAGUCCAAUAUUAGGUAGUGCCAUCUUUUUUACAUCUUACGUUCGUCCUGUUAAAUUUUGGGAAAGAGAUUACAACACAAAGAGAGUUGAUCAUUCCAAUACUCGGCUUUCUUCACAAUUGGAAUGUAAUCCAGGUGCUGAUGACAAUAAUUUGAAUUCUAUAUUUUAUGAACACUUGACUCGUUCUCUACAACAUUCCCUCUAUGGGGAUGUGGUGCUAGGAAGGUGGGGAAGAGUAGAACAAGGUGAUUGCUUUGUCUUAGCAUCAGAAAAUCUGAAUUGCUUGGUGCAUGUAAUUGAAGUUGGGAAUGGUCUUAUCACUUUUCAAGUGCGAGGAUUGGAAUUUAGAGGAACGUAUUGCCAACAAAGAGAAGUUGAAGCCAUAAAUGAAGGUGUUGAUGAAGAUGAAGGUUGCUGCUGCUGUGAACCUGGCCAUCUUCCUCAUCUGCUCUCUGUAAAUGCUGCUUUCAACCAGAGAUGGCUGGCAUGGGAAGUUACUACCUCAAAAUAUGUCAUAGAAGGCUAUAGUAUUUCUGAUAACAGCGCCAUUUCUAUGCUACAAGUGUUUGACCUUCGAAAAGCCCUUAUUACAUAUUAUGUUAAAAGUGUUAUAUAUUACACCAUAUGCAAUGAAAAACUGGACAAGUGGCUACAAUCUGAUAUCAUACAAGAAGCUCUUAGACCCACACUGGACAAAAAUUAUGCUGAUCUUGAUCCUGUUUUUAACAUGACUGUAGAUGAGGAUUACGAUUUUAGAGCUUCAGGAGUCUCAAGAAAUAGCUUUUGUAAUGUUUAUCUGGAUUGGAUUCAAUAUUGUAUUUCAAAAAAUAAUUUGACUGUGAGUAGUUCAAAAGACUCUGCAAUGGUAUCACUGUGUUUUGGUCUUAGUCUCCUUGCCAGGCGUGUACUGGGAACAGCUUCUCACAAUUCGUUUGCUAGAGCAAGAAAUGAUUUGCUUUGCAGUGUGGAUUUCCUGCUCUACGGUCUCCAUGCUCUUUUUAAAGGAGAUUUUCGUAUCACGUCUGUAAGAGAUGAAUGGGUUUUUCAAGAUAUGGAUCUUUUACGCAAAGUCAUCGCUCCCAGUGUUCGCAUGGCUCUUAAGCUACAUCAGGAUCAUUUCAUGUCUGCUGAUGAGUACCAAGAACAUGGUGCUUUAUAUGAUGCUAUCAGUGUUUAUCAAAAAACAAUUGUUAUUACUCAUGAAGCUGAUCCAAUCUGGAGAAAUGCUGUUCUGUCUAGUGUUCCUUCUUUAUUGGCUUUGAGACAUAUUUUUGAAGAUGGCUGUGACGAAUAUAAAAUUAUCAUGUUGAACAAAAGAUUCCUGAGCUUUAGGGUUAUCAAGAUUAACAGAGAAUGCGUGCGUGGACUGUGGGCUGGUCAACAACAAGAACUUGUCUACUUACGAAAUCGUAACCCCGAAAGAGGAAGUAUACAAAAUGCAAAGCAGGCUUUACGUAACAUUAUAAAUUCUUCUUGUGAUCAACCAAUAGGCUAUCCUAUUUAUGUAUCUCCUCUCACUACUUCUUAUGCUGAAACAAGUGAUUUGUUGACUUCUAUCCUCGGUAGACCUGUCAGUAUUAGCUUGUUCAAAACAUAUAUAAUUAAUUUCUGGAACAGAUUACGCACUCGUUGUGGAGAAGGUUGUUCCAGUGGUGGAACAGCACGAUGUAGUGAUGAUGGCAUUAUUCGAGAUUCAGGAACUGUGGGUCCUGCAUCAGUAGUUGACAGUGUUCCACCUCGAGGCCGUGGAAGCCAUUCUAGUAAUCAAAGUGGCUCUCGUUCAGGCAGCCAUUCUGGAGAUGCUGCCAGUGAUACGGCACGAAGUACUGGCCGUACAAGUGCUACAAGCAGUGUUGGUCGUGGCAGUAAUGUUGGUAGUCUAGGAAGAAACAGCGCUUCUUUCACAAGGACUAGUUCUGGAAAUGUGGCUGCAGCAUCUGCAGGCAAGACAUCCUCUACCACUUAUGUCAAUCUCACCGCAUUUCGUCCUUUCAAUGGAGAACUCAGUGACUCUGCAAAUUUUGGCAGCAAUGGCGUCAAUACAGCUAGUAGUCUGGAAGAUACACGGACUGUUACCAUAUUCAAUCACCAUAGUGGCCGUACUGAACAUGUUCAUGUAUGACCUUGAGAAUGGUUAGUGUUUGUGAAUUUCAUUUCUGCAGCUCUCUCCAUGACUUAUAUGGUGCCUUGUUGUCAAACCAUGCAGCAGCAUCUUGCUGCAAAAUUGGUUCCCCGGCACUUACACUAAACUGGACAAAAAUUCUUUCCGCCAGAAGGUGUAACAACUUGUAUUAUUUGUACAGUUCACAGAUGGGUUAUCUAGUUGUGAGUAACUGUUGUGUAGUAUUCUUUUUUUUUCCCCUGGAAAACUCGAAAGAUGCGAAACAAAUGUUGUUUCCCUCCUUCUGUGGCAAAUACUAGUCACCAGCAAUUAUUCUGCGAUCUGUAUACCUUUCCAUUUAACUGGUGGUGUUACUUCUAAUGAGCUUAGCACGUUUCUAAGGUUCCUUAUUAGAUGCCAAGACGAUUUUAAAUCCUUAGUCAGCCCCCUUCUAAAAAGGAAAAUCACUGUCUAUAUGUAAUGAAUGUAAUCAAAUUUUUAAAAAUCUAUUCAAAUUACAAUAAUAUAUUAGAAAUUACUGCAUGAAAAUUAGCUGUUAAUAUUGAGUUUCAGAUUUUGAAAUAUUUUUAAUGGAGUGUAUGUAAACAAAAUUAUAAAAUGUGUAAUUAUUUUUUAGCUGUAAUGCAGAAUAGCUUGGCAAAGUGUAAUGUGAAUCUUAGUACAGUAUAAUACAUUCAAUAUACUGUAUUUUUUACAUUUUUGUAUUAAUUAAUCCCUUUUUUUUUGUAUUUAAAAAAAAAAGAUAAUUAUUUUGUGAUUUUUUUUAAAGCUCAUUCUUAAGUUUAAAAAUAAUAACAUAUCUCUUUGUGACUUAUUUAUU
This is a messenger RNA of Argiope bruennichi, 7726 nucleotides long. It is a transcript of the gene pcx, whose product is annotated as pecanex-like protein 1. Lineage: Eukaryota; Metazoa; Arthropoda; Arachnida; Araneae; Araneidae. The record is from RefSeq and is a predicted model, not a curated record. Gene Ontology annotation, cellular component: membrane; endoplasmic reticulum. The transcript is spliced from 38 exons. Gene Ontology annotation, biological process: endoplasmic reticulum organization. The coding region runs from base 136 to 6906 and encodes 2256 amino acids.